UUCCUAGUGGUGCUUUCGUGAAAUAAUUGUUGGUGUUUCUUUCGUGAAAAAAAUAGACCAUUUUAAACGGAAAAUCUUAUGUUCUGUGCGGAAAAGUUUUAAUUGACAAUGUGCAAAUCGCUUGUGCUAUUUUUGUUAAACAGUAUCGAAUUCUAUAUAUUAAAUAUUGACUGUUCAAAGAUGCGUAAUAAAAGAACUAUGUGUAAAAUAAACUUUCAGUGACAUAACAGUGAUAUAAUAUUCAUAAUUUAAAUUUUAAAGCAAUAUCAAUUAAUUUAAUUCUAAUGGCAACUUGUUUGAAAAGAUCGCGAUCACGACGACGUAUUGCUGCUCUUACUUUUUUGUCUAACAUUUCUCUAGAUGGUAGUUAUAGAGACACUCGAUUAGCUUUGCUGCCUCGCAAUGGGGCCAUUAACAAAACCCACCUGGCUGCUUUUGUUUGCACAGAUGAAAUUCAAGAAGAAUCCGAUGGGGGAAUGGAUGUAUUAUUCAAAUCAAAUCCCAAAAAACAUAUCCCCAAAUAUAAAGCAUAUAAUACUGAUGUGCAUUCUUUAAGUUCGGACUCUGAAAGUGUUAUUACACCAAUAAAAGCCAAUAUUGAAGAAAAUGCACAAAGAAGUAAAAUUCUCAGAGAAAGAACCGGCACCAUCGGCAGUCAGUCGGAGCCGGAUCGCAAGAAAAUCGUUGGAAAAUUGGUGGGGAAAAGGGGCGGGGGCGGGCACACUCGUCAAAACUCUGUGAGCAGCGACACGAACGAAAGGCACGGCGGCUACGGCAGCAGCUGCGAGAGCCUGGGCCCCAUCGUGGCGGCAAGAUGCGGCAAAAGCCCCGCGCCCGGCUCCGGCCCGCCGGCCACCAUCCCGGAAAAGACCAAACGGGAAAUCAAGCAUUUCAAGCCCACCGCCAAACACAAGUUCGGCGACGAGAGGAUCGUCAUGGUCACCUCCAGAAACAUUCCCUUCAUGGUUUGUUCCGUCAUUCCUUACAAGAAAAACCACAGAAUUGAAUGGAAAAAGGAAGGAACAAGAAAAAGAACAACUUCCGGCAACAGACCGCUUUCGACUAUCGGCGACGGUCUGGAUGCAUUUGAUUCAUUGGGCAUUGAACGCGGAGCUGAUGGACAGGAAGUAUCGUACGCAUAUCUUUUGAUUCCGACAAAGAAUGCCAAGGAGUUCAGAGAACGUCGCAUUCACACAAUCGACGACCCCACGGAUGCCUCGCAAAUCAACCAAACAAAUCAACGUCAUCAUUUAAUUGCAAGGACAAAAGUUAUAACUUGGCAACCAGAAUAUAAAUGGUGUUUUUCGUACGACCAAGCUGCGCAAAGAGCGAGCGCGCACGUGGUGGCCGGCCAUUCCCCCCCACCGGAUUCAAAGGACGAGCCCUUGGCUCCGUUUCACUACCAUCCGCAUUUGCUGGACGAUCCGGAACUGAUCGCCGGAAAACACCGGACCCUGCUGACGUUCACGUCCUACAUGACGUCGGUGAUCGACUACGUGAGGCCGUCGGACUUGAAGAAGGAGAUCAACGACAAAUUUAGGGCCAAAUUUCCCCACAUCCAGCUCACGCUGAGCAAACUGAGAAGCUUGAAAAGAGAGAUGCGCAAAAUCGCGAAGACCGAGUGCCAGAUCGACUUGGUGACGGUGGCUCAGGCGUACGUCUACUUCGAAAAGCUGAUCUUGCGCGGGCUGAUCAACAAGCAGAACCGCAAGCUGUGCGCCGCAGCCAGCUUGUUGCUUAGCGCAAAGUUGAACGACGUGAAGGGCGACGCGCUCCGCAUCCUGCUGGAAAAGUCCGAGGCGAUGUUCCGUUUGAACAGGAAGGAGCUCAUCUCGGCCGAAUUCGCAGUUCUGGUCGCCCUCGAGUUCGCCCUUCACGUGCCGCACUGGGAAGUCUACCCGCACUAUCAGCGCUUACUCUACGAAUCCUGAAUCCUUUAAUUACUUGCCAUUACAUUGUAUUGUUUAAUAUUUUAAAAUAAAGUUUUCUGCAGGGUGGCAAAUAACUUUACUACGCAUUCAAAUUAAUAUUUUUUCUAAUCAAAUUACACACAUUCAUUAAAAAAUUAUAUUUUUAACUAAAUAAAAUCGUUCUUUAGCCUACAUUAAUUUAUUUUCAAAAAAGCUUAUUUUUACUGCCUCUGUCAAUUUGUGGCGGCUGGUUGUUUUUUUAUGUAUACCAAUAUCUCAGUUAUUAGACAUGGGACCCACACCAAAUUUAUAAUAGCUUAUAAUGACAUUAAAUAAACAAGUUC
Messenger RNA from Brassicogethes aeneus, 2254 nucleotides. The record is from the annotation of a GenBank genome assembly. NCBI's taxonomy places the organism in Eukaryota, Metazoa, Arthropoda, Insecta, Coleoptera, Nitidulidae.